This is a messenger RNA of Nomia melanderi (Alkali bee), 2304 nucleotides long. Its product is annotated as X-ray repair cross-complementing protein 5. Gene Ontology annotation, cellular component: Ku70:Ku80 complex. Gene Ontology annotation, molecular function: telomeric repeat DNA binding; double-stranded DNA binding; DNA helicase activity. Gene Ontology annotation, biological process: double-strand break repair via nonhomologous end joining; telomere maintenance. The record is from RefSeq and is a predicted model, not a curated record. Lineage: Eukaryota; Metazoa; Arthropoda; Insecta; Hymenoptera; Halictidae.
UCGUCAAUCUUCAAUAUUUAGGAUUCUAGAUUCAAAAAGAAAUUAUAAUUAACGAGUAUAAGUUCUUAUUUAUAAUUGCAAAGCAUUAAUGAUUAAACGUAUUUUGAAUUUUUUAGACAAAUAAAUUAAUUUUACUCGCAUUCAUUGGAUUCUACAGUUUGAAUUUAGAUUCUUCGUUUUUGCACCAUAUUUUAUUCGUGUUAAAAACUUCAUUUUUAUCUUGGAUCACGUAAAAUAUAUAUAUAUAUAAGUACUGUUAACAUAACAACUGUACAAGUCAUUUUCUUUGUAUCUAAAUGAAAUACUGUGCAUUUAAAUAAAACUAUGCUGCUAUCUUCUAAUCGUUAAAUUUGUAAUUUUGUAUGCACUGUUUUCAAACUCAAUAUAUUUGAAGGGAACGUAAAACGUCUCUAAAAUCUAGGAGAUUUUGGAAUAUACUUCUAGUGUAACAGAUUUCACUUGAAUCUGAACAAAAUGCCACCGAAAUUACCGAAGGAAACAUUGGUGUUGUUAAUGAAUAUAGGAAUAACAUGUCCUGGGAAACAAAAUAAUCUGGCAUUGUUUGAGAAAACAAAAUACAUUGCUACGAGAAUUAUUAAUAAAAAGAUUUUUCUGCGACCAGAAGAUGAAGUUGCAGUCAUAGUAAUGGGUUCUCCUGUUACAAAAAAUAACUUAAAUAUAGAACACGUGGAAGAGUAUAUAAAUUUUCAAGUACCAAAUUGGAACUCAAUAGAAAAAAUUAUGCAGCUGCAGGCUACAAAACAUUGUACCAAUUGGGUGGAAGCACUUUUUGCUACAAUAAAAUAUGUACAGGACAAUGCUGUUGAUGCUUGUUUGAGAAAAGUAAUUAUUAUGUCUGAUUUCAAUGAAGAAUUAGACAUUAUUUCUCAAUUUGAAGUACAUGAAAUUGCAAAGGAAUUGCAUUCUCACGGGAUUGAGUUGCUCACAAUAGGAGAGAAGUCUUUACAUGAUGAGCCAGAAAGUUCUCUUAAAGUUAGUGAAAAGUUCCUUAAGGACUUACAUAAGCAGAUUAAAGGUAAACACAUAACAUUUGACAAUGCUGUGUCAGAUAUGAAAUUUUAUAGCGAUAUACCAGAGAAAGGAAUGCCUUGGUAUGUUACCAUGGAAUUAAUUGACAUACAAAUACCAGUUGUUCGUUAUAUUAAAGCAACUGAAACUAAAAAAUCUCUGUCAUGGGUAACAGCCACGGAGGACAAGGAAGUUACACCAGUGGUAGAGCACUUGGAUAGGCAGAGAGUUAACUAUGAUAAGGACGAAAUUAUAGCAGGAUAUCAAUACGGGGAAGAAGUUAUUCCAAUUGAAAAAAAGCUAGAAGAUUCUCUGAGUUACAAAUCUGGACCAAAAAGCUACAAGAUUCAUAGCUUUACAAGCGGAAAUAACGUCGAUUUAGAAUAUUGGCACGGUGAUACAGCCAUUAUAUUACCUUCGAGUCGAAAUGAAAAUGCGGUCAGGCCGUUUUACAGUUUAGUCCAAGCGAUGCACAAUUUGAAGUUAGUCGCCAUUGUAAGAAAAGUUUAUAGCAACGACAGUGCACCAGCAAUCGUAGGAUUAUUUCCCUGUAUCAAUGUUCCUGGUGAACCAUGGUGUCUGGUAGAAAUAUCUUUACCAUUUGCAGAAGACAGAAGAGUGAUGGAGGUAAAAUCCCUUAAGCAUGUUGCAAAAGAGUUGACGAGUGAACAACACGAAGCCAUAGAUAAUCUAUUGGAUUCUUUGUUAUUGCCUGAUCCAGAAGAUAGCCAAGAAAUAGAUGGACGUCAGCAUUUUAAAGAGGGUUGUGUGCCUGACCCCGCGAUACAGCACACAUGGCACAUGCUAUCCCAUCGAGCGCUUCAUCCGGGUGAACCGUUGCCACCCAUGGAAGAUUAUCUAAAAGAUAUUUUCGAAGUUCCAUCGAUAAAAGAAAGUAGCGAGCGUCAUCUCCAAAGGAUAGCAGAAUUAUUCCGAUUGGAAAGCAUAGAUCCCAAGAAGGAAAACGGUGAAUCCACGACGACAGGUGAUAUCCAGAAUGUCGAUAAAGAGUCUGCUAAAGCAGAAGAUAAAUUCGAUGAUGAUAUGGAAAUAGAAAUGCCUAUGGACCCCGUAGAUGUUGAUCUGGACGAAUUGGCGGCCAAUUUUUAAUGAACAUUUACAACUACUUUACCAACGUAGUUGCACGAAGAGGUUUUAUGUAAAAUGGUACCUUACAUUCCUUUUAAGAAACGAGUAAUAUAUUUUUAUAUCCAUUUGCAAGGUAUUAUGCUAAGAAACAUGUACAGAAGAGAUGACAAAAUAAAAAUAUAAUAA